CUCUUGCGGUAGAUCCAUCUUAAGGUUACGCGUUUUUCGCCUACGUGCCCAGACCUGUAUACAAGAUCGUGGACUCUGCCGGGCUUCCGUAUAAACUAGACUGCGAUCAACUGCGACCGACCGAUGAUAGUAGUUUACACGUGAUAAUUUGAGAAAUUCUUUAUAUAUGCGAUACAUCUUUUUUGAAAAAUUGAGUCGGUGCUUUGUCUGAAAGAAGAUAGUAAUUUGUAGAAUUCACUGGAGCAGUGUUCAUUUAAAAAUCCUUUAUCAUGACUGAUUCAGUUUGCAGUGCCCUUGGAAUUGAUAGGGUUGACAUGUGUGGAAAGAUGAUUUUGAUCGAGGAGCAACAUGGCAGCGAUGCCAAUUUCAUAGUAAAUUCAGUGCUAUCUGGAGCUUUGGAAAAAGGACAUGGAAUAUGUCUUGUACUCUUUCACAAUACAUUCGGCCAUUAUCACAAUGUAGGAAUGAAGAUGGGUUACAACUUAAAUGUAUUAAAAGAAAGGGGACAGGUGACGGUUGUUGAACCUAUGAAGAUAGCUGCUACCAAUGUAGAAGAUUUGGGUCAUGAUUCAGUGGAUGCAGCCAAUGUGGAUCUGAGUUCUCCUCAACAAAAGUCAAUCGAUGAUACUGGAUUUCCUGACAUCAUGAAACUGGAUAAAACUCUUGUACGCCAGCUAUACACACCAUUAAAAAAUAAAUGUUAUGAAAUGUUGCAAUCUAGAGAUUCUAUUGUCAUAAUCAUUGAUGAUCUGAGUCAUAUGUUUGAUAUGAGAUUAAGUCUGAGGGAUGUGUGGUAUUAUGUGAGGUAUUUGUGGUCUUUAAUGCAAUUCGAACCAACAAUUUCUGUCUGCAUCAUGACCCAUACCUACAAAGCUGAUCCUGACAGCUGCCAACCUGACAUGAUAGCUAUUGGUAUAAAACACAUGGCUGAUCUAAUUGUUACAGUGAAAUCAUUAAGUACAGGUCAUGCUAGUGACAUAUCUGGAAAAAUGAAUGUACGUUGGAAGAUAAGCUCUAUUAGAAGAAAAUAUCAUUGGGCUGAAAAAACGACUUACUUGUACAAAUUAAUGGACCGUCAAAUAAAACUUUUUGCCCCUGGUGGUGCUAACCUUUCGUAAAAUUAACUUUGAGCACUGCCUAGAUUAUUCAUGUCCAAAAUGUUUGUCAUUGAUCACGCACAAAGAAAAAGUUAUGUUCUUUAUUGCCUUUAAUAGAAAAGUAUCAUUUAUCGUAACGUUUGCUUCAAGCCAACGGUAAACAAUUCUUUUUCUUCUUAAUAUAUUCUGUAAAUCGCAUAAAAGUGUAUAAUACAAUUAUCAAUAGGAGAUGGGGAAAUUAGUAACUAGAGUAUAAAAAUGUCAGUGAUGUCUGGUGUGGUUGUUACUGCCAAAAGUAUUUAACAAGUUAUUAAUUAAUUAAUUCUAAUUCGCCAGUAUAUCGAAUUUCAAACUCGAAAUUUGUAUGAUCCAGCGAACCAUUAUUUUCAAUGAUUAUAAUUUUACUACAAAAAGAACAGGC
Molecule: messenger RNA, 1518 nt
Organism: Cephus cinctus (wheat stem sawfly)
Lineage: Eukaryota; Metazoa; Arthropoda; Insecta; Hymenoptera; Cephidae
Gene: Elp6
Product: elongator complex protein 6
Exons: 2
Coding region: 270-1118 (282 amino acids)
Biological process (GO): tRNA wobble uridine modification
Cellular component (GO): elongator holoenzyme complex
Source: RefSeq, a predicted model, not a curated record